This is a messenger RNA of Astyanax mexicanus (Mexican tetra), 4116 nucleotides long. RefSeq names its product DnaJ (Hsp40) homolog, subfamily C, member 5ab (gene dnajc5ab). Lineage: Eukaryota; Metazoa; Chordata; Actinopteri; Characiformes; Acestrorhamphidae. Gene Ontology annotation, biological process: regulation of synaptic vesicle cycle. The transcript is spliced from 6 exons. The record is from RefSeq and is a predicted model, not a curated record. Gene Ontology annotation, cellular component: membrane; intracellular membrane-bounded organelle; presynapse. The coding region runs from base 367 to 963 and encodes 198 amino acids.
CGGUUGAUUCGCUGUGUACUGAGGCGGGCAGGAGCGGAGCUGGUCUGAGGAACUCCGGCUACUGUGUGAACGUUAUUAUAUCCGCCUGCAGCUCAGAAAACACCGGUAAAACUUCACAGCGGGGCUCGGCAGGGCUUCGGGAGCGGGUUCGCCUCCGAGUUUAAACAGUGUUAAGAGGCACACAGGGUUUGAGAGGUGACAGAAAUAACUUCACGUAUUCAGACUCUGCUAGAGCUAAUCCGCUAAUGCUCUCUGAUAGGCCUGCACGAUUAGCCUCACAAAGGAUGGAGUCACUCCAAACACAGAGGCCGUGGUGGGUGUGUGAAGGAGUGCAUGUGUGUGUGUUUGUGUGAGUGAGUGUGAGUAAUGGCUGACCAACAAAGACAACGCUCCCUCUCCACAUCAGGGGAAACACUUUACCUGGCCCUAGGGGUCUCUAAGACUGCUACACCAGAGGACAUCAAAAAGUGCUACCGGAAACUAGCACUGAAGUUCCAUCCAGACAAGAACCCUGAUAAUCCAGAAGCAGCAGAGAAGUUUAAAGAGAUCAACAAUGCUCACGCCAUCCUUAUAGAUCCCACAAAACGCAACAUCUAUGACCAGUAUGGAUCUCUCGGCCUCUACGUGGCUGAGCAGUUUGGAGAGGAGAACGUCAACACAUACUUUGUGCUCUCAAGCUGGUGGGCUAAGGCAUUGUUUAUCUUCUGUGGCGUUGCCACAGGUUGUUAUUGCUGCUGUUGUUUGUGCUGCUGCUGUAACUGCUGCUGUGGAAAGUGUAAACCGCGGCCUCCCAUGGACCACGAGCCAGAUUUUUAUGUGUCCCCUGAGGACUUGGAGGCCCAGAUGCAGUCUGAUGAAAGAGAUGGUGAUCCCAUCCUGGUGCAGCCUUCUUCAGCCACAGAGACCACUCAGCUGAAGUCAGACAGUCACCACUCCAGCUACCGUACCGACACGGGCUACUAGAGCCUUCUAGAACCUUCUUCUCGACCUCCUCUCCCUUCCCUUUUCCUCUGGGACCACCUAGCCAGCAGAGGGAGCUGUCCUUUACACCCUGCGCUACAACUGCCGAAUGAGUGAAGGAGAGAACGGGAUAGAAGGGCUGGACGAGUGGACAGGUCACUGUCUCUGAUCUCUGCUAUGAAAUGUGAAAGCUCUAAAAGCUCAGGCAUGCCUCUGCACAGACAAAGACACAGGAUUUUCUUUUGCCUUUUUACCACUCCCAAUUUUAGUGUAUGUAAUGUAACAGUACCGUUUUUAUAUUAGAUGCUGUUUCCUGGUAUGACAGAGACCAUAGUCGAACUAUGCAUAACAGCAGAUCCAUAACUUACCACUGAUUUUCUUGUACCUACACUGGAACAUUCCCUAAAUAUUUAUUAUCAGCAUAAGCAUAUCUUCAGUUCUCUGCUUUUUUACGUUCAUUUUGCAAAAAGCAAAAAAAAUGAAAGCCAGCUAGCUAAAUAUAUAUAUAUUGUACUAGGUUUGUGUACUGACCAUAGACAAGGCAAGGGAAAAUUUAGUUUUCACUGUUUACGUUUUAAAGUCUUUCGUUUGUCUGUUUUAUAUUGUGACAAUAUUCACAGUUUAGCUUAGGUGACUUCUUUUCUUUAACCAGUUGAUUUGCACCUACUGUCAUCUAUGGUGUGUAUCCAAAGGCCCAGGAGUACACCACCAGAAUUAAGGCCCUCAUUAAUAAGUCACACAUCAUCACUAUGUCACUAUGCUUUUGACAGGAACUGUCCAUAGUCUUACUGAUGCACACACACUAUUCAUUUGUAAAAGACAGUGUAGUUGUGGACAGUUUGGUGUGGUUUUUAAUUGUGGCUAUUUUUGUUGUUCCCAUGUUUUAUCAUGGAGUUUAUCAUGUCCCUUAUUCUUUUGUAGCAUUAGAAAUUAGGUCUGCCCAAUAUAUUGUUUCAGGAUGGUCAUCGCAGUGUGAGUAUGUGUAAUGAGCAAUGUCAUAUACGGCAAAUUAAACCACACGUCAUGCUUUUUGGCUGCUCUGUUCACUGAUUACAGGAGGUGACCAGAUACUUUUGGACAUCUUGUGUAAUGCUGUACAUACAUUUCCAUGAGGAAAUGCAGGCAGUGUGUAGUUGAAAGCUUUUGUAUUUAAUUUGAAUACUUUGGAUAAUUCUGAAGUCCAUAAUUAAUACAAAAGGACCAUAAAGCAUUAUUCCUAUUGUGACAAACACCUUUCAACUGGAAAAUGACUUGUUUUAGGUAGACCAUAUACAGGCUUUCAGUUUGUUUUGUAGAUCAUGUGUGUAUAGCAGGUAUGCUGUUGUGCACAUCCUUGCACAAUAUAAUCACGAGUGUAGUUGUGUGGUUAAGGAGGUGGAGCAUUAGUGGUAUGAGGUUUGCAUGCUCAGUAUUAUCAUUACUGCCACAUGACCAUAUUAGCCAAACAUGGAUAGAUCUCCUGCUCUGGUUCAGUCCUCUGCCUUCCUGUAAAUGCUUCAUCACACCGUCAGUGUUCUUCUCUCUGGUCUCUUUCUUUGAUUUCAUUUUUUACCCAAAGAUAUUUACAGAGAGAGAACUGUUAGACUAAAUAAUUUAAGUACAGUACAGCCAGACUCCAGUGAAAUACCAUAGAAAAAAGUAAUGUAUUGAAUGGGGUUUAUUGUAAUGCUUACAUCAUUUCCACAAUAAUGAAAUGCAUUCCAUCAACACUAUUGCUAUUGCCAGACAUACAUUAAUAAUCAAACAAAAAAGCCAAUACUUAUCAAAGUUCUUUAAUUAAGAAUGCUGACCCACAAUUAGUUAAAGUUUACUGAAUUCUAUUAGACAGCUGAUGAUGGAUGAACUUAGAUCAGUACUUUUACUUCGAUAAGUUUUAAAAAAAUAAGGCCCAAUGAGUGUGUUUACGUGCACUCAAAAAAUCCAUUCUUAUAAAUUCUUACAUUAGAGUAGCUUUGUAAUGAUUUUUCCGUCUGUUCAUGCACUAAAACAGACCCUGGUACCUGAAAAGGGCUGCAAGCUGGCAUAAUAACACUUUCGUAAUCUAUAUCUUUAUCUCCGAGCUUAUGUAUUUUCAUAUUUUGCGACUUGAUGUGCUUUCAACAAAAGAUGUGGCGUGAGGUUUGGAAUUAACACUACAUCUUUAUUCUGUGAGGGGUUUUUUUGGCUGGUAGUAAAAAAACAAAUCGGAUUAUUGGCAUACUCAUGUUAUCUUCUUGAUCCAAUUACUGUAAGCACACUCUACACACUUAAUACUUUAAUAUAUAUAUAUAUAUAUAUAAUUUCUUAUCAUGGAAAUGAUGUAGAAAUAUCCAGGGCACCGUAUUUCCAGUGCAUAUAUAUAAAACAUAAUUUUAAAUGGGUUUUAAAGAUGUAUGUGUGUAUGUGUGUUAUAUGUUGUUUUCUUGUGGGUGGCUGAAUGAGAGAGAGAGAGUGGGUGUGAAUUUAUGCUUGUUGUCAUGUAGUAUGAGUCUACUUGAGCUAAUGUAAACCGAUGUAUGUAAUUGUUUAGAUUAAAUUUUUUGUUUGUUUGUUUGUUUGUUUGUUUUUUUGCGCUUCAUUAACAUCACCACUGUUGGUCUUCAGGCUUUUUAUUAUGAUUUAGUUUAGUGAGAGGUUUACAUUAAGGGAAUGAUUAACACAAACAAUUUCAGUUCUGUGGUCUCCUAAACAAACCUUCUCCAAAUGGUUUAGUGUGAGUAGUGCCACGCCACCUUUUAGAUCUACACAUUCUGGCUACCAGAGGAAAUCCACUCUCUCUUAUUUUUGUACAUUGUAAAUUUGUUCUUUUAGUUGCUAGUUUUGAUUUGACUACAUGGUGGAAGCACAGUCUGGAGGCUUUGUCUGUUUAAAGGUAGUAUUUAAAGAAAAUCAUGCAAUCACCUCCAGAUAUCAUAGAAACGUUGGCGAAAUAGUGAUACAGUAGGAAACUUUUAUUUAAUUUAUUUUCUUAUGUUUUUAACAAAUGACUAGUUGAAAUGAUGUGUAAGUGGAUGUGGCCAUUCUACUGACUGGCUGAAUUCGUUUGCGCUGUGGGAAUAUAUCUGUUGAGUUCAGUCAAUGUUUUUUUCCUGUUGUAGCAUGAGAAUUCUGUGUCUGAGAGGGAAAUAAUAUGAGUAAGUUAUCUUGCUGUUGUACAAUAAAUGUUUCUAAAGAUAA